Pipistrellus kuhlii (Kuhl's pipistrelle) is the source of this 1748-nucleotide messenger RNA. It is a transcript of the gene RAB17, whose product is annotated as RAB17, member RAS oncogene family. The transcript is spliced from 7 exons. The record is from RefSeq and is a predicted model, not a curated record. Lineage: Eukaryota; Metazoa; Chordata; Mammalia; Chiroptera; Vespertilionidae. Bases 680 to 1315 code for a protein of 211 amino acids. Gene Ontology annotation, cellular component: endosome. Gene Ontology annotation, molecular function: GTP binding; GTPase activity.
UGGUGUUAGAGACCCACAGCACCCUGUCCCCAGGUGGCUCCGGGCCAGGAGCUGUCACCUGACCCAGCCCGGCCCGCCUGGCUGGCGUCCGGUUCCGGGCGCAGGUCCCCAGGAGCUGGCUCCCGCUGUUCGUGGAAGGACCGCGCUCACUGCCUUCUCUCCUUUGCCGAGUGGGCAAAGCUGCUGCAGCCCAAGGAAGGAGCUGAGAGGAGGCUCCCAGAGGUUCAGGGACUGGGAGCAUCGGGUGACACAAGCCCCUGCUGGAGGCUCACUUCCGGCUGCCCGCCCAGGUGCUGCUGCUGGGCCCGCUCGGAGGUCCAGCCUCCGCCUAGGUGGCCACAUGACCAGAGGACCUUGCCCUGAGAGCCUGGCAGAAGGAAGUGGCUUGUCUUAAGGGCCGGGGGGCGGGGGCUGGCCUGCUUCUGCCCCAUCUCUGCUGGAGCCUGGCCUUCACCCACCCAGCUGCCCUGGCCACUGCUCAGCCGGCUGCCUGGUGAGGGAAGCCGACCUUUCCCCAGGGCAGAGGGAGGCAGGUAGGGGCCCCGCAGGCCCGGUGGGGAUGGCCCGUCAAGCUCCCGGGAAGUGACCAGGCCUGGGAACACGGCUUCAAGGGAGUCUGGCUUGUUGAAUCCCCAGGGCUCUGAAGUCCAUUCCCGGAAGCCAGCUGGCUUUCCAGGCCAUGGCGCAGGCGAGUGGGCCCCCCCAGGCCGGGGUGGGGCAGCCCUACGUGUUCAAGCUGGUCCUCCUGGGAAGUGGCUCUGUGGGCAAGUCCAGCCUGGCUCUCCGUUACGUGAAGAACGACUUCAAGAGCAUCCUGCCCACCGUGGGAUGUGCGUUCUUCACGAAGGUGGUGGAAUUGGGUGCUGCGUCUCUGAAGUUUGAGAUCUGGGACACGGCUGGCCAGGAAAAGUACCACAGUGUCUGCCACCUCUACUUCAGGGGCGCCAAUGCAGCGCUGCUGGUGUACGACAUCACCAGCAAGGAUUCCUUCUGCAAGGCUCAGCAGUGGCUGAAGGACCUGGAGCAGGAGUUCCUCCCUGGAGAAGUUGUGGUGAUGCUGGUCGGCAACAAGACGGACCUCAGUGAGGAGCGGGAGGUGACCUUUGAGGAAGGCAAGGAGUUUGCGGAGAGCCAGAGCUUGCUGUUCAUGGAGACCUCGGCCAGACUCAACCACCAGGUGACCGAGGUCUUCAGUGCUGUCGCUCGAGAGCUGCUGCAGAGGGCCGAGAGGAAGGAGGACCAGACUCGGCGGGGAGAUGCCCGGUUGACGCUAAACCAGGGGCCGAUGGGGCGGGCCAAGUGCUGUGCCCGCUAGGGGCAGCCACAGCCACUUCAGGGUGAGCCACCGCCAGUGCCACGUGGACGGUGGUGCUUGAUUCUGCUUCUCCAUUAACACUGUCUAGUUCCCGGGGGUGCCCGGCAGCUGGCAUCUCUCAGAGGAACCACUCCCCAAAGCCCGUGGGAGUCAUUCAGGAGAGGACGGUGUCCAUGGCCUCACCUCCUACACCCAAACCCAGACCGAGUCCCAGCUGCCCAGGCCGGGGCACCCGCCCAGCCGGGCUGCUCAUCCCCCCUGCUGCUCCCGACUUUGAGGAAUGAAACGGGCCAGAGGGAACAGGGACCUGGUGCUGGGCAAGGCCCACCUGCUUGUGGGAGUGGGGAGAGGACGGAGAGGGCGCAGGGGGAAGUGGCAGGGCCAGGGGAGAUGGAGUGAUGAUUUUCUAAAAAAAAUUAAACUGCUUUUUAUA